This is a messenger RNA of Trichoderma atroviride IMI 206040, 603 nucleotides long. RefSeq lists its product as uncharacterized. Lineage: Eukaryota; Fungi; Ascomycota; Sordariomycetes; Hypocreales; Hypocreaceae. The record is from RefSeq and is a predicted model, not a curated record.
AUGACUCCAGUCGUCUAUAUUCACGGCCACUUUAACGGUUGUAACCUUGCUCUGGCAGAGGAGCUAAGCAAAUUGAUGCCGAAAACAAAGAUCAUCGAUGAUAAUCUCAAUGUUGAACCUGCAAAAGCGUUUGCCAAAACUCUAGAGGAGUACCGAUGCUUGCGCGUAGCGCUGCGACGGACAAGAUUGCAAUCUAUUUACAAGUCGGAGGAAGCCAGCGAAGCCACAUGGGUCAUGAUCGAUCAAUUUGACCCUGAGGAGAACAGGGGCUCACUUGCCGCCGACUACGAGUUUGCCGCUGUCAUGAGCCACUCGCCACUCAUCUCAAUCAUCCUAAAAUUCGAUGUUGAACUUGCUUGUAAGAGAGCUAGGGAAAGAUUCACGAAUGGCACGGCAAGCUAUGAAAGAGUGAAAGUCCUUGAGAACUUACGCAUCAAAUGUGAAACGGAAGAGGUCUUCCGUUUCCGGAAUAAUUACGAACUUGAGUUGGAUGUGACUAUGAUGUCUCCAACUGAGGCGGCCGAGACGGUUCGAGCUCAUAUUCAGACCGUUAAAAGGCGCCUACAGGCUGAAGAUAGGCGCUCAUGGAUUCGGAUUUAUUAG